Molecule: messenger RNA, 920 nt
Organism: Leguminivora glycinivorella
Lineage: Eukaryota; Metazoa; Arthropoda; Insecta; Lepidoptera; Tortricidae
Exons: 3
Coding region: 34-804 (256 amino acids)
Molecular function (GO): transmembrane monodehydroascorbate reductase activity
Source: RefSeq, a predicted model, not a curated record
UCACGUCGGUCGGUUUCAAAUUUUAAUCUCAAAAUGCCUCCAAACGUAAUUGAUAUACCAUUUCAACAAGACCCUGAGAAAGUUUAUAAUGGAACCGAGCUUGGGAAACCAGCUGAUUCCCAGCCUGCAGUAGCAGCUUCUCAGGAAAACUAUACACUGAAUAUUAUACAGUCGACUUUGAAUCUGCUGUCACACAUUUUUAUUGGAGUCACAGCUGGAGUGAGCUUACUGUUUGCGCUUCGCAAUGGUCUUCCAGUCGGUGCGACACCGCAACAUAUUAUUCUUUGUGUUUUGGGGUACCAACUUUUAAUGGCCGAAGCGAUUCUCAGCCUCAGUCCCCACAAUGGCUGGUCUUCAAGGCUCAAAUACGUGGACAAGAGGCGCGCACACUGGAUCCUGCAGCUUCUCGGCUCUGGACUAGCUCUGGCCGGUUGCUUCAUCAAGAUCCUGGACAAGAGUGUGCAUUGGAAUACUUUGCAUGGACAGUUUGCAUUGGUGUCCAUAGUGUUUACAACAGUAUCACUGGUAAAUGGCCUGACGUCGCUCUACGCGUACGAGCUCAGAAAGUUCCGCCUGCCACCUAACCUCUCCAAACUCACGCACAUCUGCUUCGGCAUCGUCGCUUUCGCCGCUGCAUCCAUCUCCCUCUGCUAUGGCUUCGACAAGAACAGUUUCAGAAACUGGGCCUCCAGUAACUUUACCACGGCAAUGAUCAGUUUUGUUGGCGCUUUAACAUUCAUUAUCAUCCUCAACCCGUUUAUCACCUUCUUUAGUAAGAGCAGAGGAUUAUUUAAAAAUAAUUAAUAGAAAUGUCGAAUCUCAGCCAAUUUCUCCCAUAUUAUAUUUAUUUAUGUAAGUAAUGUAAUCAGUGUAUGUACACUCAAAAUCAUAUUGAUAGACCAAAUAAAAUACUUAUCAAU